GUCCUGCUCUCAGCGAUGUGACUUCGCGAAGAAAACAACUACAUAGAUAUAUACACCCACGCUUAACUGCUGUCGACGAUGCCGAAGCGCACAGGGCGAACACACAGCGGUGGCGUCGUGUCGUACAAGACAGCCGUUAUCUUUGUGUUGUCGAUGUUUGUAUUCAGAGCCGCGGACUCUCGGCAGUGUUUUUACCCCGAACACGUCGACCAAGAGUGCGUCGAAAGAAUAAAAUCUGAGAAAGGCCUCAACGGUACCGCUGCGGGCGGAUUCAGCGGCAACCAGACGCUGCAGGACCGCGUGGUCCUGACCGGUUGCUACCUAGAGCUGCUACCAAAAGAACGCACCUGCAUCGACGCGGACUUCCUCGGAGAUUUUUACAUCUGCGUCUACAACUACACCGUCGGCAUGAAAGAGGAACUGAAAAAGCUGAAUGUGACCAGCCUAGAAAGCGCCAAGGAGCUCGGAAAUGCAUUCAUGGAGUGCCUCAACGGAGAAGCGAUUCCGUGGCCGGAGGACUUAUGGCGCGGGGAGAACAACGCCACGGAGGUCAUGGAGAACCCCACCUUUAGAGUAGCCGGUUGGCCGUUUUACUGACUCGGCGGCCGCGGCAGAUGCCCGACUGUGGAGAGCGAAAUAAAGCUGUCGUCGCCUACGUAAUCGAUGUAACGU
Dermacentor andersoni is the source of this 672-nucleotide messenger RNA. RefSeq lists its product as uncharacterized. The record is from RefSeq and is a predicted model, not a curated record. NCBI's taxonomy places the organism in Eukaryota, Metazoa, Arthropoda, Arachnida, Ixodida, Ixodidae.